Molecule: messenger RNA, 1110 nt
Organism: Thermochaetoides thermophila DSM 1495
Lineage: Eukaryota; Fungi; Ascomycota; Sordariomycetes; Sordariales; Chaetomiaceae
Product: orotidine 5'-phosphate decarboxylase-like protein
Exons: 1
Coding region: 1-1110 (369 amino acids)
Biological process (GO): 'de novo' UMP biosynthetic process; 'de novo' pyrimidine nucleobase biosynthetic process
Cellular component (GO): cytosol
Molecular function (GO): orotidine-5'-phosphate decarboxylase activity
Source: RefSeq, a predicted model, not a curated record
AUGACGACAAGCCGGCACGCCACCCUCACCCAAACCUUCGCCGAGCGGGCCGAGAAGGCCACGCACCCCCUUACUCGCUACCUCUUCCGCCUGAUGGAGCUGAAGCAAUCCAACCUGUGCCUGAGCGCGGACGUGACCACAGCCCGCGGACUGCUCGCGAUCGCGGACAAGGUCGGCCCUUACAUAGUCGUGCUCAAAACACACUACGACCUGAUCAGCGGGUGGGACUAUAACCCGCAGACCGGCACGGGCGCAAAGCUGGCAGCGCUCGCCCGCAAGCACGGCUUCCUCAUCUUCGAGGACCGCAAGUUCGUCGACAUCGGAAAGACCGUGCAGAUGCAGUACACCGCCGGCACCGCGCGCAUCAUCGACUGGGCGCACAUUACGAAUGCAAACAUUGAUGCUGGCAAGGAUAUGGUGCGCGCGCUGGCCGAGGCGGCUGCCAAGUGGAAGGGCCGCCGCCACUGCGAGGUCAAGACCUCCGUCACUGUCGGCGCUCUCGACGAAGACGGUACUGUCAACGGCGUCAGCCCUUCCCAUGUCGAGCCCCUGGAAGAGCAAAUCCGUCCCGUUUCUCCAGAGCGUGACGCCGACGGCCGUAAGGGCAGCAUCGUGUCCAUCACCACCGUGACUCAGUCCUUCGAGCACGCCGGCGCCUCAGGCCACGCUGACGACGCGGAGUCCGUGUUCCCUGGCAUCGAGGAAGCCCCCGCAGACCGCGGGCUUCUACUCCUGGCCCAGAUGUCCUCCAAAGGCUGCCUCAUGACCCGCGAGUACACGCAAGCCUGCGUUGAGGCGGCGCGCGACCACCGCGACUUCGUCAUGGGCUUUGUGUCUCAAGAGGCUCUCAAUUCUGCUGAUGACGAUGCCUUCAUCCAUAUGACGCCUGGUUGCAAGUUGCCUCCUCCCGGCGAGGAGGACAAGCCGAUUGAUGGGGACGGUUUGGGGCAGCAGUACAACACCCCCGACAAGCUGAUCAAAGGGGCGGGCACGGAUAUUGUUAUCGUGGGGAGAGGCAUUCUGGAGGCAGCGGAUCCGGUUAGCGAGGCGGAGAGGUAUAGGAAGAGGGCGUGGAAGGCUUAUUUGGGGCGACUGGGGAAGGAUGAGUAG